AUGCAACCAGACUAUAACGGUUGGUACAAACAAUUAAAGGUUAGCUUUUUGUUAAGUUUGUUUUACUUCAUUCGUGGGUCAAGUUUCAUUCCAUACGAAAACCCCUCUGUAUUGGUGUUCGCUGACAAGCACAUUCGAGUCACCGCACGCCGCACAAUGGACGCGUUUGAUUCUUACGGUCCGAAUUCUCAAGCCUUGACCUUCUUUGAUCCUGACGAGAAUGACUUGAUAGGUGGUGAUACACAAGGGCCGGAUUACGAUUGCGCUGAUUUCACACUACCAUCACAGUCUCAAACGUCCCAGAUUGAGGAUCGUGGAGGCCUAACACAAAAAGUAUGCUUACCAUAA
This is a messenger RNA of Dicrocoelium dendriticum, 348 nucleotides long. Lineage: Eukaryota; Metazoa; Platyhelminthes; Trematoda; Plagiorchiida; Dicrocoeliidae. The record is from the annotation of a GenBank genome assembly.